Messenger RNA from Cuscuta campestris, 1977 nucleotides. Lineage: Eukaryota; Viridiplantae; Streptophyta; Magnoliopsida; Solanales; Convolvulaceae. The record is from the annotation of a GenBank genome assembly.
CGAAUAUUUCUUUUUUAUUUUUAAAAAAUUGAAUUGAUUUUAAACACAGUAAUUUUGUAACGGAAACGCAGGCGCACACAAAAAAAGCAUUCGCCAUCUGCAUGUUUCCUCAACGUGAGCUCGAAGAAGAAGAAGGUCGGAUCGCGUCAAUUGUCAUCUUCAUUCGGAAAAGCUCAGGAGCAAGGAGUUGUUGGAGAAUAGCGUUAAUUUCUGGGUUCAAUUUCAAUCGAUCGGUUUGGGGUUAAUACAGGAAGAAAUAAGAAUGAGCGGGGUGGGGGAGGAAGAAGAGCUCACGUUGGAGUACUCGCCGACUUGGGUGGUCGCCGCCGUCUGCUCCGUCAUCGUCUCCAUCUCCCUCGCCGUUGAACGCCUCUUCCACUUCACCGGAGCGUAUCUGAAGAAGAAGAAUCAAAAGCCUCUCUAUGAAGCUCUCCAGAUAGUUGAAGAAGAAUUGAUGCUGUUGGGGUUCAUAUCGUUGCUACUUACGGUGUUUCAAGCUCGUAUAAACAAGAUGUGUGUGCCUCCCAACACAAUGCACCACAUGCUCCCAUGCCCCCUAGCUCAGGAAGAAGCAUUUUUGGCUGCUGAAUUGGCUCCUGUUUCUUCUGCCAAAGAGUUCAAAAGUUGGGAAAAGCCUGUAGAGCGAGUGCUAGGCGCUGGUUAUUGUGCUGCCAAGCAUAAAGUACCAUUACUAUCUUUGGAAGCAUUGCAUCACCUGCACAUCUUCAUCUUCAUAUUGGCCAUUGUCCACGUCACGUUUACCCUUCUCACCAUAAUAAUUGGAGGUGCAAAGAUACGCCAAUGGAAGCACUGGGAGGAUGGAAUUGCAGAAGCUAAUUUUGAGACCGAACCAGAUCUGCAACCCGGAUUCACCGAUGUCCGCCAACAUGAUUUCAUCAGGACACGAUUUGUGGGCGUGGGUAAACGCUCAACCAUCUGGGGCUGGUUGACACAUUGCAGGGGGAACCCGAAGUUCAAUUUUCACAAGUACAUGAUGCGUGCAUUGGAAGAUGAUUUCAAGAAAGUUGUGGGCAUUAGCUGGUAUUUGUGGUUAUUUGUCAUUUUGUUCUUGUUGCUGAAUAUCAAUGGGUGGCAUACAUAUUUUUGGAUAGCAUUCAUUCCUUUUGCACUCCUACUUGCUGUAGGUACAAAGUUGCAGCAUGUAAUAAUACAAUUAGCUCAUGAGGUAGCAGAGAAGCAUGCUGCAAUAGAAGGUGAUUUGGUUGUGCAGCCUUCCGAUGAGCACUUCUGGUUUCACCGCCCCCGUAUCGUUCUCCAUUUCAUUCACUUCAUUCUCUUCCAGAAUGCUUUUGAGUUCGCCUUCUUCUUUUGGAUAUGGUUGCAAUAUGGAUUUGGUUCCUGCAUAAUGGGGCAAGUCCAGUACAUUGUUCCGAGGCUUGUCAUAGGAGUUAUCAUUCAAGUGCUUUGCAGUUACAGCACUCUGCCACUUUAUGCCAUUGUCACCCAGAUGGGAACCCACUUCAAGAAGUCGAUAUUCGACGAGCACGUUCGGGCCAGCCUUGUUGAAUGGGCUUUGAAGGCAAAACGAAAGAAGGAGCUGAAAGCUACAGUGGUGGCAACAGCCUCCAAGGAGGAGGAGGCUGCGAAGGAUGGUUCAUCGGGCGUGCAAAUGGGAGAGAUUCAUGCAGCAGAAGAGGGACAGUCACCAAGAACUGGUCACCACGAUGGUUUGUAGCUGUGUUGCAUUGGAUUCUUCAAACAAGUGCCGCUUCCUGUCUCUGAAAUAUAUCCCUUCGGGUACUUGGGGACGCCCUAACACCCAAAUUCCGUGUUCCCGGUUUCGUCCCCAUCUAUGUGCAACUUUGAUUUGUGGAAGUUGUUCGGGAUCAUUUGUACAUGCAGAUGGCCUGGUGGUGAUCCAAUCCACAAUGGUAUAUUGAGCAAACCAAAAUUUGUGUAUAACUUCAUGAGAUUUAGUCAUCCAUCUCAGAUGUACAAUGAAGAACAUGAACACUU